AUGAAGGCUGUUCUUCCGGGUAAGCCAGAGCCCCGACUCCAAGCUCUCGCAAGCGGCUUAUGGCGUUCCCAGCGGGUCAUACAGACUAUUUACGACGAUGAUGUCACCCCCCUCGAAGCCGUGGCCUUUGACGAAACCUCAGGCCGGAUUGCCACAUGCACCGACACAACUGUUCGUGUAUAUCAGCCUGCAGGCGUGCCAGAGGAACCUCUUCGGUGGGUUCUGCAGUGUACCUUCGUUCCCAGUAUCCGACCAUUGGACAGCAGCCACAGAGACAGUGCAAAAAUCGACCGCUUUCCAAUGGUUCUAUCGUGGGGGGCUUCAAGGGAACUGAUUGUUGGACAUCGUACGCUGGCACUUUAUCAUACCGGGCCGUCCCCUGUUUGCUUAUGGCGCAAGCCACUUGGAAACGUCGUUCAGCGAGUCUGCUUUUCGUACGACUCAUCAUACAUUGCCUGUGUUGGCUAUACAGAUCGUCUUAUUAAAGUCUGGAGGCGCCUAAACUUUGGCUCGGACAAUGUAGGGUUCGACUUUUUUUACCUUCGGCACCCAGAGCCAGUUACCAACUUGCAAUGGCGUGCGCCCUACCAUGUUGGUCAUACCAUUGACCAUGUCCUGUACACAUUUUGCGUUGACAAUAUUCUGCGCAUCUGGACCAAAGCCGAUGUACACAGUACGACGCAACAGCAGCUAUUUCUUAGGGGUGAAGUAGAUUUGGCCGCAUCGCUACAUUUCGCUGCGCUUGACAACAGUGCUUUCGCUGGCGAGGUUCAGUGGGCCUUCAUCAUUCCGGGACGAGAUCUGUCUGCUGCUACAGAAAGAGCAGUCCAAGAGCGCGAUGAGACCAGUGAGAAAAACACGGGUGCCCUCCAGCACCUUGUCGACAUAGCCAACCGAAGUUCCGAAGUCUGUAUUGUUCUCGAUGCUCGGGGCGCAUUAGCUGCGAUAUCCCUAGAAAACCCUGACUCAAAGUCUCCGAAAACAAACGACACUUAUACUAUCACCCACCUAACUUCGCCUGAUCUUGACUUCUCUCAUAGUCUCGGAUCACCACCAACAUUGCACACCAAUCAUGUCGAGAUUUACACCUUUUGUGACAACUCAAAGGGCCAUCUCCAUCUUCUUCUACAUUACUUCACAGGAACGAUCGACAUCUAUGAGGCAAAUGUGGCCCUUGUCUUUAACGAGACAUCUUCAGGUCCACGAUUGUGGCACAAGAGCACUUGGUCCGGACACUCGGGGCCUAUUCGCAAAAUGGUUCGCAACUUUAGUGGGGGCGCUGUUGUUUCAAGAACACACAACGGUGAAGGCACGGUGUGGAGCCAUACUCACGGCAACAAAGGCACUCCACUGUCACCGAAUGCUGUGCUUAUGGAAGAAAAGCCAAUACGCAGAAUCUGUGUCCUGCGGAAAGGCCGGUUUGUUGUGUUUCUCUUCGAUUCCAGUUUAGCCGUCUGGGACUGCCGCAGCGGUGUCCCAACGCUCUUGGGCCAUUGUGAUUACACUAUCUCGGGAAAGCCCCUUUGCCUACUGGUUCUGCCACGUGAGAGGGCACAAGAUGGCUCAGUUGCCCAUAUUGCUACAGUGACCUCCGAGAACCACGGUGUCGUUUGGGAAGUUGUUCUUCCGAAACCUACCACUGAGAUCCCACCACACCAGCAAAAUGUUGAGGUAAAAGGGCAAAACCUCUCUUCCGUCAGCGAGUAUUGCAGGUUUGACCUGGGGGAUGCUGGGAAAUUGGCAUACAUGCUGCCAGUCGACCCUGCUGGCGCAAAUCCUAUCAUAUCUGGUUUCCUGGACGUGUUUGCUCGCGAUGUUGCCAUCUCAUACACAGAAACAGGUCGGAUCGAGUUCUGGACUGCCCGUCUCAACCACAGCAGUAAAAGAGUUGAGUGGUUGUCGACGUCGUCGAUGGAGACGGGCAUCCGUAGCCCAUCUCUUGUGAGUGGUAGCACGCGAAAGAAGGCAGCGUUGGUCAAUGAUCGCCGCUCUGUUGUCACGAUCUGGGAUAUUCAGGGAGCCCAGCUUGAAUAUGAGAGCAGCUUCGAAAGUCACGAUACCGUACAAGAUCUGGACUGGACAUCAACACCGGACUCGCAAUCUAUUCUGGCUGUUGGGUUUCCACACCGUGUUCUCCUCUUAUCACAACUACGGUACGACUAUCUAAACAAGGGCCCUGCAUGGGCAGUUGUCCGAGUGAUUGAUAUACGCGGACAAACGCCACACCCUAUAGGCGAUUCUACCUGGCUUGGCGACGGUGAUUUUGUCAUUGGAGCUGGAAAUCAACUUCUUGUACAUGAUAGAAUGUACAGUAUCCCCAAUGCCCUUGUCGCUGGCCUCCGUCUUCCACAAUCUCGAACACGCAACGACCUCUUCGAUGUUGUCCAAAGGCUUAAUGGGCCGCUUCCUGUUUUUCAUCCCCAGUUCUUGAGCCAGUGCAUGCUGGCUGGUAAAAACGAACUUGUGCAGCAAAUCCUAAUGUCUCUGCACAACGUCCUCAAGCUUUCUGUGCAAGGCGAUGCGGUCGAUGACUACCUUGGGAUAGAACUCGAACAGUUUUACAAAGGCGGACAGAAAACAAUGUCCCGUGAAAAGGAGAAGAACUCCAAGGCAUCUCUCAUCACGCGUGACCUGUCUAUUGACGAUGAUAGUGAUGUCUUCACAGAAAGUGUCGCGCAAGCAAUCAGUGAAAAACUCACGACUUUUCCCCUUCCCCAAUUAUCUGGUCAUGAGCAGAUUCAACUCAUGGAUAUAGUAGAGUGCGCCGGCUUAUUGGAAAAGCAACGCCGGUCUAUGGACGGAAACGGAGCUCGAUAUAUGCUGUUUUUCCGGCAGCACGCUCUCCGUAAAGGACGCACAAAUGAAAUCCACAUCGGUUGGAGAGAAUUCUGCUGGGCGUUCCACUCAACGAGCCAGGAUAUUCUUGUCGACUUCGUAUCUCGGCAACAUCACGGGUCUUUAGUAUGGGAGCAUGCGCGGGAGAGCGGCAUGUUUAUGUGGCUAACAGAUAAUUCUGCGGUGAAAACACAGUUCGAGGUCAUUGCUCGCAACGAAUACGCGAAAAGCGAGCUGAAGAACCCAGUCGACUGCAGUUUGUUUUAUCUAGCGCUCAAGAAGAAGGCGGUGUUGCAGGGCCUCUGGCGAAUGGCUUCGUGGAACCGGGAACAGGGGGCUACACAACGGCUUCUCUCGAAUAAUUUUGAGGAGCGAAAGUGGAAGACCACAGCUUUGAAAAACGCCUAUGCCUUGAUGAGCAAGAGACGAUUCGAAUACGCCGCGGCCUUCUUCCUUCUCGCAGAUCGGCUCCAAGACGCAAUGAAUGUCUGCUUUAACCAACUCCAGGAUCUACAGCUAGCUGUCAGCAUUGCCCGCGUCUAUGAGGGCGAUCAGGGUCCCGUUCUGAUGCGAUUCCUGGAAGAAGUGGUCCUUAAUGUGGCUGCACAAGAAGGAAAUCGGUGGCUCGCAUCGUGGGCAUUUUGGAUGCUCCGCCGGAAAGACAUGUCCGUUCGUGCCCUGAUUACUCCCGUUUAUACGCUCAUCGAAACACCAUGCUCUCCCGAUAUCAAGUCCAAGUUGUUUCUCACGGACGAUCCUGCGCUUGUUGUCCUUUAUGGCCAAUUGCGGCAAAAAACUUUACAAACGCUACGGGGUGUUUCCAAGGUGACGCCGAGGGCGGAAUGGGAGCUCGUUUUACACAGCGCACGCCUAUACGGUCGCAUGGGCUGCGACUUGCUGGGAGUUGACUUGGUGCGCAACUGGGAGUUCCUCCUCGCCGGACCGUCUUCCUCGAUGGUACAGAACGACGUACGCCCCCUUCAAAUGCUUCGCCGUCGGAGCUCGUUGGUCGUUGCCGACCUGCCUUUGUCGCAUAUAGCAGAGCAACUGCCGGCAGACCUCAAUAGCGACGGGGCACCGAAGAUGGCGCCGAGUGUAUUUGAAGAGCCAGACCCAAACUCGCUCCUUGACAGUUUCGGAUUCUAG
Molecule: messenger RNA, 3981 nt
Organism: Sporothrix schenckii 1099-18
Lineage: Eukaryota; Fungi; Ascomycota; Sordariomycetes; Ophiostomatales; Ophiostomataceae
Exons: 7
Coding region: 1-3981 (1326 amino acids)
Biological process (GO): vacuolar acidification
Cellular component (GO): RAVE complex
Molecular function (GO): protein binding
Source: RefSeq, a predicted model, not a curated record